AUGAGGGUAAAGCGGGACGCCGAGUACGACGAAUUGGACGAGCGUCCAAAGCGGAAGUACCAGAAAGAUGCGAGCGGCUUACGGGUGCCGGUUGCUCAAGACAAGACCGAGAUGGGUGGCCUCGAAGAGCCUUCUGGCGAGAGCGUGUAUCGUCUGGCGUGGUUGUUUGUCGAAGGAUGGCGGCACAAGCUCCGGAAGGCCGGGGACAUGAUUGAGAGGAGUCGAUGGGAGUGGGAGCUUGACGGCACUGCCACCGUGAAUACGCACAGCCGAGCGUCUAGCUUGACGUUUGGUGUGAUCAUUGCGGACGCUCGUCAGCGGGUGCCGGAGGGACCGAAUAAGAAGAAGAAGAAGAAGCAAAGAAAGUCAGUGCAUUGGGCGUGA
This is a messenger RNA of Colletotrichum spaethianum, 384 nucleotides long. RefSeq lists its product as uncharacterized. The record is from RefSeq and is a predicted model, not a curated record. The coding region runs from base 1 to 384 and encodes 127 amino acids. NCBI's taxonomy places the organism in Eukaryota, Fungi, Ascomycota, Sordariomycetes, Glomerellales, Glomerellaceae. The transcript has a single exon.